Aegilops tauschii subsp. strangulata is the source of this 1349-nucleotide messenger RNA. RefSeq lists its product as uncharacterized. Gene Ontology annotation, molecular function: nutrient reservoir activity. Lineage: Eukaryota; Viridiplantae; Streptophyta; Magnoliopsida; Poales; Poaceae. The record is from RefSeq and is a predicted model, not a curated record.
AUGCACUUCCCAAGAAAAGCAUACACCAUCAAGAUCCUCCAUCAUCCACCAUUCACAUUAGAGAACAACACAUCAAAGGCAAGCAAACAUUAUCCAACACGAAUAAACUAUGAAGAUCUUCCUCACGCUUGCCUUUCUUGCCUCCAUCGCUACCAUCGCCAUAGUCCCCAAUUGCAACCACAAAAAUCAUUUUCACAACAACCACAACAACCCUUUCCACAACCGCAACAACAACCAUUUCAAGAGGAGCAAUCAACUCCGCAACAACAGCCAUUUCCAGCACAACAGAUACCAUUUAGGCAACAACAAUUUCCACAACAACCACCAUAUCCCCAACCGCAACAGCCAUCCUACCCCCAACCGCAACAUCCAUUUCCACAUCAACAUGAACACCUAGUUCAGGAACAACAACCAUUUGUACAACAACAACCGAACCCAUGUAGGGAUGUCCUCCUACAACAGUGCCGUCCAGUGGCAGUUGUGUCAUUUCUCCGGUCACAGAUGGUACAACAAAGCAGAUGCCAGGUGUUGAGGCAGCAGUGCUGUCAGGAACUAUCACAUACCCCCAAGCGAGCACAAUGCCAUGCCAUCCACAACGUUGUGCGCGCCAUUAUUUUGCAACAACGACAACAACAAUUGGUAGAAGGUACUUUGGCCCAACCACAACAACUACUACUAGGUCAAGGUUCCAUCCAACGUCAACAACAUCAGUUGAAUCAGGGUUGGAUCGAUGCAAUAAGGACAUGGGUGCUCCAGACCCUACCGACAAUGUGCGACCUCCGCGUACCAUCAUACUGCUCCCCCACCACAUCACCGUAGUAACAUCGCUAUACUAACAUGAGUGGCUAAUGAGAAAAGAGAUCUAGUACUCGAUAGAUGGACUGCCAUUGUUUAGUCGAUGGUCCGAUCCAUGUAGCGGCGACAAAUUAAUAAAAUACAAGAUAUUUAUUUUUUGUUGCAUAUAUACUAUUUGUCAGUGUUCCGUUCAUGCACAUGUUGAGUUGUUCAUACGAAAAACAAUGUUAUGCAUUACUUAGCUUUGUAUGUAGCGCAUUUUUAAAAAUUGGAGCAAGCUGAAUCUCUAUUAAGGUAAACUCUUUAAUGGUGAGCCUUCUGGAUUUUGACCUUCAAUGUGGUCCAUGUAAGAUUAUUUUUAAUGUUGGCAGGAGAGAUGCCAAACUCAUUGAUUAGAAAAGGGUAUUACCAGUAACACCCCAAAGGAGAAAUGCACCGCAUAAAGCCAAGUGCCAAAAAAAGAAGGAAUGAAAAAGGACUGCUCAAAAUAUCAAGGAAAUCCAGGCAGAAACCUAAACAACGCCUAGCUAGACUAGACCUAAAGCACCACAAAA